This is a messenger RNA of Callithrix jacchus (white-tufted-ear marmoset), 6809 nucleotides long. It is a transcript of the gene SLC35B4, whose product is annotated as solute carrier family 35 member B4. NCBI's taxonomy places the organism in Eukaryota, Metazoa, Chordata, Mammalia, Primates, Cebidae. Gene Ontology annotation, molecular function: UDP-N-acetylglucosamine transmembrane transporter activity; UDP-xylose transmembrane transporter activity. The record is from RefSeq and is a predicted model, not a curated record. Gene Ontology annotation, cellular component: endoplasmic reticulum membrane; Golgi membrane. Gene Ontology annotation, biological process: UDP-N-acetylglucosamine transmembrane transport.
GCGAGGCAUGCCGGCACCUCGCCCCUCUGUCCUCUCUUGAGGAGCUGCCUGGCGGAAAAGGGAACGCCGCAGCCAGCCGUAAAGGCGCACGGCAUCCUGGGACAUGUAGUCUGGCCAGUGCUCGGACGCCCCCUCGGAUGAAUGGGACCGAGGCUGACUGCGAACUACAGCUCCUUGGUGGCAACGUCGGUGUUGGCCGCGAGGGAAGGGGAGACCUCGGCGGCCCCCAUUGAGAGCGGCUCUUCGGGACGGUGCGAUGUGCUGCGCUGCGGCGAGGCAAGAGGCCGGCUUCCUGGGGUAGCGUUAUAGGCGGGCGCUUUCUCUGCGCGCUCGCUCCCCAAGCCCUGCACCGGCCAUGCGCCCGGCCUUGGCGGUGGGCCUGGUGUUCGCAGGCUGCUGCAGUAACGUCAUCUUCCUAGAGCUCCUGGCCCGGAAGCAUCCAGGAUGUGGGAACAUUGUGACGUUUGCACAGUUUUUUUUUAUUGCUGUGGAAGGUUUCCUCUUUGAAGCUGAUUUGGGAAGGAAGCCACCUGCUAUCCCUAUAAGGUACUAUGCCAUAAUGGUAACCAUGUUCUUCACUGUGAGUGUGGUGAACAACUAUGCCCUGAAUCUCAACAUUGCCAUGCCCCUGCAUAUGAUAUUUAGAUCGGGUUCUCUAAUUGCCAACAUGAUUCUAGGAAUUAUCAUUUUGAAGAAAAGAUACAGUAUAUUCAAAUAUACCUCCAUCGCGCUGGUGUCUGUGGGGAUAUUUAUUUGCACUUUUAUGUCAGCAAAGCAGGUGACUUCCCAGUCCAGCUUGAGUGAGAAUGAUGGAUUCCAGGCAUUUGUGUGGUGGUUACUAGGUAUUGGGGCACUGACUUUUGCUCUUCUAAUGUCAGCAAGGAUGGGUAUAUUCCAAGAGACUCUCUACAAACGAUUUGGGAAACACUCCAAGGAGGCUUUGUUUUAUAAUCACGCCCUUCCACUUCCUGGUUUCGUCUUCUUGGCCUCUGAUAUUUAUGACCAUGCAAUUCUAUUCAAUAAGUCUGAGUUAUAUGAAGUUCCAGUCAUCGGAGUGACCCUGCCCAUCAUGUGGUUCUACCUCCUCAUGAACAUCAUCACUCAGUAUGUGUGCAUCCGGGGUGUGUUCAUCCUCACAACGGAGUGUGCCUCCCUCACUGUCACGCUCGUUGUGACCCUACGCAAAUUUGUGAGCCUCAUCUUUUCCAUCUUGUACUUCCGGAACCCCUUCACCCUGUGGCACUGGCUGGGCACCUCGUUUGUCUUCAUUGGGACCUUAAUGUACACAGAGGUGUGGAACAACCUAGGGACCACAAAAAGUGAGCCUCAGAAGGACAACAAGCAGAACUGAGGCCUGCCUGCAGUAUUAGAACAGUGUCGUCAUGAGGGAGGGACCCAGUGAAGGUUUGACCACCGAUUCGCUUUUGUUAAUGCCGAGCUACGCGGCCGUGCAAAAGGAAGUCUUCGGGAGGAGGGGACUUCCCACCUUGCUCGUGGCGAUACAGACCAACACGUGUAGAGUCAAUAGAAAUGCCUCAGCCUAAAGUAGAAAAAGGAACUGUUCUGGACUAUUAAAUAGCCCACACAUUUAUUUCUGUUUUGUUUACCAAAAUAUUCAGUAUUAUUCUUGUUUAUUGAAUUCUGUGUCCCCAGAACUCCUGGCUUAUUGUCCAUGGUCUUGGAAAAGAUUGUCCCUUCUAUUGCUGUCCUCAUGCAUCUCUGCCACAGCAGCCAUUGUUGUCCUGUGGCCUCAUCUCUUUUGUCUCCCAUCACCUUUCCCUUCCUCAGCAGCACCUCGCACGCAGUCAGUCAGACGCUGCAGGUACUGGGAGUGGCCAAGUAAACUGAGGCACCGGUAACAGCGGGGCUGGACUUCCUCCAGCAGGUUGGGAAGGAAAUAGAUGUUCCCAUGAGCCAAGUCCCAGUAACAUUGGAGCAAGGUUGGUGGGACUCCUCUUUCCCACAUUUUGCUUUUUUUUUUUUUUUUUUGAGACUGAGUUUCGCUCUUGUUACCCGGGCUGGAGUGCAAUGGCGCAAUCUCGGCUCACCGCAACCUCCGCCUCCUGGGUUCAGGCAAUUCUCCUGCCUCAGCCUCCUGAGUAGCUGGGAUUAUAGGCACGCGCCACCAUACCCAGCUAAUUUUCUAUAUAUUUAGUAGAGACGGGGUUUCAUCAUGUUGACCAGGAUGGUCUCGAUGUCUUGACCGCGUGAUCCACCUGCCUCGGCCUCCCAAAGUGCUGGGAUUACAGGCGUGAGCCACUGCGCCCGGCCCGCUUUUUUUUUUCCUAUGCAAAAGUCAGAUGCUUCUUCUAUACGUUGCUUUCUAAGGCAGCUGUGUAGCACAUCUCACAGCAGGCAGAGUGCUAAUAAGAAAGGCAGGUUGUUACAGACUGGGAGCCCAUGAAGCCCUUUACCUAGCUCAUCAUGGUGGUAACAGCAGGAUGGCCCAGCAGCAGCUGGCCCUAUUCAGCACCACGAGAGCCAUGGCUACCCCUGCUGGCCCAGCCAGGCACUCACAGGGCAGAAGGGCGGGUCCUGAGUGGGAGGAUAAGGUUUCACUACCAGGAGAUUCCCUUCUGCCUGAUGACUCUGAUAGAGUCACCACCAGUCAGGGGAUGCACAGACAAAGAUAUAUAGUGGGUGUGAUGUGUAAAUCAGGUCACACCUCAACUACAAUUGAAAGUUAUCUUUUUGUCCUAUAAGGUAUCUUACCAUCUCCAUGGGUAUUGCGGAUGGUUGGAUGUGCUUUAUUCUAUGUGGAAAUGUGCCUCUCUUUGCUAAUCAUUUCAAAGGUCCAAUUUUCCUCUUAUGGGACAGUCUUGAGUAGGAGGAAAGCUGUUGCUGAAAUAUGCAUAGCUUGUGUGUGCUCUUGUAUAGUCUGUGAUUGAAGGGCACUGAAGUGGCUGCACUUUCUAUCCCCUUUCUUCACUCAGCUGGGACCUUACAUACUGGUACAUGGCCCUCCAGAAGCGGCUGAACUCACUGGCCAUUUCUCUUUUUGCCUAUAGACAAAGACUUUUUUGUGUGUGGUGUGCACUUGUGUUCUUAAACUGAGAUGUGGCUCUCCAGGUCUUCUGGGCUCAUUCCAUGGUGUGUUGUGUUUAUUCUACUGUCCAGAGCUAUUCUUUGAUGGAUUUGAGCAACGGCGGUGAAGAUAAAUGUCCAAGAGCCACCAGGUCGCUUGGAGAAGAAGUCACUUAAGCUGCCUCGGGUUUUUGUUACUUAAAAUACGAAUAUUAUUUCUCCACCAAAAUCACUGAGUUUAUAGAGUCAUUUGUUGUCCUGGACAUUGACAGCUUUCAAGAGCCAGUAAUGGGCUCUUCAGAAAGAUGCUGAAUUGAUGUGAACCCAUUCAUAGGAUCAAAAGCCACUUGCUUUGAAAUAUGUGGAGUUCCUCAGAAUUGAUGGUGCUAGAAAUAUCCAAAUGUCAAAUAACCUCUUAAAAGCAACAAAAGCUACUUUUCUUAUCACUUAAUAGAAGAACCUGUCCCUAGAGGUGAUUUGAUUGCUACAUAUCUGGAGUCUCUGAACUCUUAAUAGGCUACAGCCUUACAUAACAUAAUAUCACCCAUUUUAUGUUGAUGAAAACAUAAGUUUUCAUUAUUGGGUAUGUGUUGAUGUAUGCAGACGGUACUUGGGUCAAUUAGGUUUUAGCUUCUGGUUUUAGAGCAUGUGUGUUCAUCUCAGCGUGAAUACCUCAGCCAGUUUUAUGAAUAGGAGGCUAUAUACGCGCAGAGAAUAGAUUAGAGCACUCAUACAAGAUGACCACAUAGAGAAGCAGAAACCCUGAAAUGCCCUGGGAACUGGCUUUCCUCUCUAGUAGCUGGAUUUAAGGAAAUAUGUCUAACAGACAGCAAUUAAUACUUUUUAAAACUGAUCUUAAAAAAAAAUUCCCCUUGGUUAACUAAUUUUUCAAUCCAGGGUGGACAUUUUUUCAACCUUUAUUAAAAGGGAAAAUAAACUAUUUUGUAGAAGAUCAGACUCAUACCUAACUGGAAGAGAAAUGUCAAGUAAAUGUCUCUCCUCUUUCUCUGGGUCAAGACCAUGUAAUUUUGUGCUUCAGAGAUGAGGAUGUAGUUUGUUUACAAAGAGUUUAGUCUUUAAGACAUCCAAAACUCUAUGCUAGAGCAAAGAUCAAAUAGCAAAGGACACUAGCCAGAAAAUACAGUGUAUGUGUAUGUGCACCUGCGUGCCUGCUGAACAGCUUGGCAGUGUAACAGACAAGGGAGCAGAAGGUGGUAGAUACUUGAAUUGUCUUAGCUUAAUGCCUACAUAUCUUUUGCCGAAACUCUAUUGUCAUAUUAAAAAUGUUAUCUUUUCCAUGUUUAUUAGUAAUUUAUUUUUGAUUUUUUGUUCUCUUUUUCAUCCAACUAAAACAACCAUUAAUGUACUUGAUACGUUUAUAUCAAGUUCUGAAGUAUUUAGACAAAACCCAAAUACUUGGUUUUGUUUAAGUUUUUUCCUCCUUUCCAUCCAGUUAACCACAGUGAAACGCCGCAGUAUCUUAAUUUGGUCAGUGCUACGGAGGAAGAUCAUGAAAGCUGAAUUGAUCUGUGCCAUUCCUCUGGGAAGAUGAUGUGAUGUUUUUAUAGGAUUCUAAUCAGUAUCUUACAGUCGUCUCAUGAGCGCCUUUCCUCUGUUUCACUUCUGAACUCCUUCCCCACUUCCUUCACUCCAGUUUCUUCACUGGUUUCUUCACUUGCAGUGUUUUCUGCUAAGAAAGACCUAUCAUCUUAGAUCUGUUUAUGCCUCUAUUCUUUGGGGCCUCUGGAUGUUUUUGUGGAUUUUUACAGAGUAUUUAUGUCUGCACAACAUGCAUUUUGUUAUACAUUCUUAUAAGCAUUGAUAUUGAGGGGGCACAUUUAUGAUAGUGAGAAUAUCUCGCAGAGUAUGUGAAUGUCAUAUCUGUAGAUGAGGAUGAACUUGAAGGGUUAAGGUAGAAAUGUUUGUUUAUUCUUUUGCAGCCCAAAGUGAGGCUGAGAAUCUCUCCCAUCAUUCCCUUCUCUAUAUGAGAAUCUCUACCACCAUUCCCCUCUCUAUUUAGGAAACAAUAAUUUUUUUAUUUUGCUAUGUUUACCCUUUCAUUAACUGGCUUCACUCAACUGUGCCAGAUACCUAUAGAGAGAGGAAGUAAAAAACAUUAAGUCGGAAAUAAUUGUAAACCAAUGAGUAAGCUCUGGGCUGGUGGACAUGGUCACUGGUGGACCAGUCGGCAUUGACCUCAGCAGAUGGGGAAAUGCACAUGGAGGAGAACCACGUUGAAAUCAAGAUGCUAUGUUUGUUGUAUGUUGUUUCUCUUUGCCUGGAGUGAAUAGCACUAUAAGUCAUUCCACUCUUAUUAGAUAACCAAAGCAUUUUGGUCUCAAUAGCUUUCUCCUGAAAAAUGUGAUUGAAUCUUGCCUGUGGCAGUUUACUCUUAAGGUUGAAAGAACUGUCAAUGUAGAUAAAAUCCAUUCCUUAUUAUUGAUUGGUGUGACAUUUGAAAAUAUGUCUCAACAAUAUUUGUAGGUAAAAGAACUAGUCAUAAGCCUUGAAUGUGUUCAAUAUGUACCAAGCUGGGAUUGGAGGCUGGGCCCCCCCCGGCUUUGUAGCACAUUGUCUUUUUCCAGCAACUUCCUCCUAGUAGACAUUCCAAGGAUGGAAGGGGCCAGGGAUCAUGUCUUACUCAUUUCUGUAUCGCCAGCGCCUGGGAUAGUGUCUGGCUCAUGUUACGUGAAUAAAUGAAUGCUUGCCAAGAUUUCUUCUUCCCUCAAGUUUCUGGGAAACCUGAGGGUUCCUGAUACCUGUUCCCAUUCUUCAUCAACUGGCUGGCAAGAAAGCAAAUAAGGGGAAACCUUCCUAACAUUCCAAGCAAAAGAAAGAAGAACUACUCUCAGGAGGAUGCACGCCAGCGAUUGCUCAACGUGCAGCCUGCUACCUCACUUUUGUCUCUCUGGAUUGCCUGGUGGUAGGAGGGAAGAGCAGUAUGUAGUUAGCACCUUAUGUAGUUGAUGCACAGGAAGAAAGUACAAGGAGCUCCCUAUUAGAACAUUAAAGAUUCUUCCAAGUUUUUGAAGUAGGCGGCCUGGGGUGACCAUCCCACCCUUAAUCUCCAUAGCUGGUACAGUUAGCUCUUGCGGUGGCUGAUACUGAUGCCUGGAGAUCACUGUCUGUCAGUCCGUUCUCAGUGUCACACUGAGACACCUCCCCUGAGCCUUACCUACUUACAUUGCUAACCAUCCUACCAAAAUUUGUCAAUUUUAAUCAGUGAGGCAAGUUGCAAGGGAGCCAGAGAGAGGUGAAAAAAGAAAAGCAGAAAUACUAAUACUUUCUGAGAAGGAAGUUGUAAUAAUUCCUUUGGCCCAUUGACUUACUGACUCUUGCAAUGUAUAGAAAACUCCUGGGAACCAAAGAGAGCAGUAGUGGUUUUUCCCCAGUGCAAUAAAAAUGCCUUUGUGUAUCACUUGUGAUUGCCAGUCAUUUCUGUGCCAGUUGCUUUCAUUCCAGAGAAUGGCCUCAUUCUCUGAAAAAAAGAGGAUGAUUUUAGAAGUAGGAUUUCCUAACAAACUAUGUGGCGGGGAGGGAUGGCGGGGGUUUUAUUCAUCCCAUCUGAGCUCUUCAUUCAGUAUUACCAUUAGGUUUUAAGAACAAAGAUGGGGUAGGAGGGAGUAGAAAGCAGUAGAGUACAUUCAGAACAGCUACAAGACAUUAGUGGGUAUUCAGAUUUUGAGCUGUGUAAAUAUCAAACAUCGGCUUCCAGCCUUAAGAGUUGUUUGAACAGAGAGUUAAGGAGGAAAGGGAGAUUUUGUGAAUAAAAUAUUUUGCUGAAC